AUGGUGCUCCUGACUCAAUCUACCGUGUCUGUGAUCCUGUCGUCAGGAGUGGUGUGCAUGUUCACCUUUCUCCUGUUCCUGUCGGGAUAUAUCCUCCAACAGCAAUCCGUGCGAAAUAUCCAAGUCGCCCUGAAACCUUCUCCGCCUCCCAUCCGCGAUCAGAUCGCAAUUGCAAAGCGAGGACUGUCGCAUGAACUGGGGCAUAACUGGGACAAUGACCAGGAGACUCCUCUCUCCAGUUUCCCCUUAGAUCAGGGAAAUGAACCAUCAUCAUCUUCAGAUCAGUAUAUCGCAAACAAGGGAAAUUAUGCUUAUCUCCAACUCAUCUCCAACCCGGACCCCUCUGACAUCUGCUCCGCUAUCCUAUUCUUCAAAACCCUCGCAACAAAUGGCACGGCAAUCCAGGACCGUCUAUUCAUGUACCCUGCAGAAUGGGACAGAAUGGCAUACUCCUCCACUGUCAAUCAUGACCACAGCAACAAGAACAAGAAGAAUAAGAAUAAAAACAAAAACAACGCAGCUCCGAUAAAUCUUACAAAAUCCAUCUCUAAAGCCCUCUCCCUUCUCCGCGCCGCCAGCGUGGAAUAUGACAUCUGGCUCCUCCCUAUCGACAUGUCCCUGGCCACCUCGGCCGGAUACAAACUAACGGACACGAAACUGCUCCGACUGGGCCAGAUCCAGUUCAUGCAGUACGACAGUGUCCUUUAUGUCCGGACUCCGGGCAUUAUACUCGACAUUGAACUGCUAGAUUCGGUGCUUCUUUCUCGUCCCCUACCGAUGAGGCAUGACAAAACCCGAAUUGAAUCGUAUGCCAACGAGGCCUGGAUCCCAAUGCCUCUUCGCCCGGACCGUGAUGAAUCUUUGCCGCCCGUGUAUUUAAUCGCUGUGAAUAAUGUGGGCGGUCGUGUCGAGGCGCGUGGACACAUUCCUAACGUUGGUCUUCCAGGAUUUGGGGAACUGAUUACUGGCCCAUGGGAAUUCGAUAGCACCCGUGACCAAGGUGAUAGAGGCCACUCAGUCGAUGGAAAAGGGAAUGAGAAUGGGCAACAGCAACGGCAAGGUCAACAGCCAGGCUAUGUUUACUUUGAGCGAGAUUACGAUGGCCAUGUUAGUUGGAAGAAUAACCCACUAUUUGGGACAUGGAGGGCGCAGCAGUAUGGAGUCUGCGAAGGGUUGGAUCUAGAUGAUGUUCCAUUAUGAGAAAUUAUAACGGUCUACAGCUCAGGCAGCAGGGCUGCUAGCUUCGCAACUUAUAUAAACAGUUUAUUUAGUUUGUUAUAUAUAUACUGUACAGUAUCUAUAUCCUUUGCACCCUUUAGGAAU
Molecule: messenger RNA, 1323 nt
Organism: Monascus purpureus
Lineage: Eukaryota; Fungi; Ascomycota; Eurotiomycetes; Eurotiales; Aspergillaceae
Source: the annotation of a GenBank genome assembly